Molecule: messenger RNA, 2325 nt
Organism: Botrytis fragariae
Lineage: Eukaryota; Fungi; Ascomycota; Leotiomycetes; Helotiales; Sclerotiniaceae
Exons: 5
Coding region: 1-2325 (774 amino acids)
Source: RefSeq, a predicted model, not a curated record
AUGCCUGGAGAUGGAGAUGAAGUACCGCGUCUCCUUCGAGAUCGUCAUAUAAAAGCUGUUAGAGAUAAGUUUCAUCAGCCACCAACAGUCAAUGAACUACGAGCUAUCGAUGCACUUCCACUUGAAUUUCGAAAAAACCUCAACGACACCUCUCCAAAUGGUCAAAGAAUUUACGAAUUUUUGAGAGUAUUUGAGAAGACUGGCUAUGUUGAAGGACUUGAAGAAGCUGGGAGACUCCUAUGGGCUCAGAUAUUUGCGGAACCAGAUUUCAGCCAGGAGCCUAGGAGGGAACCAUUUUCAGCCGUCAGGAUUAUUGCGGCAUGUGGGAUCAGUGAAGUUAAAUACAGGUCCAGUCAACAUCCUACAAGAAUACCGAAAGAAGAACCCUUACAAUGGAGGUCUGCAGAGAAAGUGAUUUCCAUCAAUGCUACGUCAAAUGCUUUUGCUGGAUCUCCUCAGAAGCCUUGGAUGACAAGGGGUAUUUCGAUUUCACCAACUCCUCGACGUGCUAGUAUUUCAUCAGUUGAGAAUGACAAUAAAAACGAGUCUGCUAGUUAUCACUCCCAAUCUCCCGAUGCACAACCAUUCUCAUUACGAUUUGCACAGUUUGGUCAGCAACCUCAGAAUCACACAUCUACAUUUACCACCGCGGUUCCUGGAUGUCCGCCAAACACCAACGGUGGAGGUGUUUAUACGCCAUGGCCAUUGCAUCAAAAAGGUCAAGAACAUCAAUACGCAAGCCCAUAUUCUACCCAAGCCUCUACAACUUCUAUGCCGUAUGUCCCGAAAAGAAGAGAACCAGCACGGGACAUGAUUUCCCGUGCCAAUAUCCCUUCAAAUAUUGAUGGUGAAUCAAGAGUCCCAGUACAGCAACAAAGUUUCAAUUCCAAUUACACUCCAAAUUGGAAGAGUGAAUCGACAGAUAGUAACACAUCAAUGGGAAAUUCUCUCCAUGCCCAUCCAUUUAAUGACGCAGGCUAUCAAAAAAGACAUAUUACAAGCUCAACUGGCAAUAAAUAUGACCCUACGAGUCCUCACUUCCAUCCUGCAAUAUCAGCUGGGGGACAACAACUCUAUCUCUUACGCAAAGAAGAAGAGGAAAAUGAGCUUGCUCGCAUAACUUCGAAUACCCACCACUCGCUAUCAACACUGCGUGAUAAUCAGGGAGAUCAGCAAACUGAAUCGAGCUCUACAGUAGUAGCUGCUAAUGCACUAUCAAUUAUAUCCACUACUGGUCAUAGAACCCAACUUGCCACACCAAAUUCUUCUUCGCAGCAAAGUCCUUCGUCUGAUACUUCUGCUGUAGCACCAGGCCAAUCGAGUAACAACCCAUUUUUCAUUCGUGACGAUAUGGGGUUUAUACGUACGUUUCAACCUGAAUCUGGUUUAUCUAUCUCUAGUUCCACCACUACGCCAAUUGUGCCUUCGCCCAAAACCAUAAAAGGCAGAACCGCCUUUCCAGAUGUGGCCGGUCCUCAAUUUGGAAUUUCGAUUCCCGAAAACCCACUGCCCGGUACAAUCUUCAGCACUAGAACCCAAUAUGCCCACUCGGUUCACAACGCCAAGAAGAAUAGCACGAAGAAAGAAUUCAUUCCUACAGCUACAGUUUUUGCUCAACUAGAUGGAACAUCAGAUUCUGCAUCAAAUACCGACGUUCAAGCACAUUACAUUCCAGAUUUACCACCACAACAAGAAUCUUUCUACUCGAUCGCCUCCCCACACCGCUCCAUCGAACUCAUCCAUUUCGACCCCAUGAAAGAUUAUGACAAAGACGACGAUGCGUAUACAGAAGACCCGAUCUCUGUCUCCCGGGUCUCCAUCUCCCAUCCCGCUCAACCCCCAUACAAUCUCUUUCAUCCCAUUCCAACCCGUCCUUCACCGCCACCACCCCAUCUUCGUCUCCACACCCCAGAGUAUCUCCUCUUCCCACCCACAGCCGCUUCAUCCUCCAAGCAAAUCUGGCCACCACCUCGCCCCGAAAUAGAUGGCUACCAUCAAUACACCUUCGUACGCGACCGCAUCUCCUUCAACAUGAAAGCCAAACGUCGCACCGAAAUCGACCUCGAUACAGGGGAAUAUCGAUAUGGUAUGGAUAGUAAGGAGACGAGUCGGGGAUAUAAAAUGGAUGGGACGCGUAUCCGGACUAGUUCGCGAUAUUUUCAUAAGAAGAGGAUUGCGAAGAGAUCGAAGGAGAAGGUGGAGGAAGAGAGGGUGGAUGAGAUUGUGAGGAAGGUGGAGAGUGUGGAUAAGAGGGUUGAGGAGAUGAGGAGGGAAGAGAGAGAUGCGUUAUUGGGGUUGUUGGGUGGUGGGUUCUUGCCUCUGUGA